UUCGAAGCAAACAGGAAUGGAAUUCUUGUGUCGAUUGAUAAUUGAAAGAUUGAUGGGGUUUCCGUCUUGCAUGGAAUAGCUUCUGUUUGGGUGGGGUACACGGCGGGGACCGAGUUGUCUCCCGCCUGGCCGGCAACUGCUGUGCCAAUGAUGAAUUGGCAUAUCGAGCUCGUGCCGGUCGUAGAACUCCUAAACAUGGCUGGAUUUCUGUUGCCAGUAUUCGUUGGUCGGCGGGGCUCUUUCUGGAUACUUACGGCGUUUGUCAAGACAAAAAAACAAGAAAAGAAAGAGAAGAAAAAGACUGAAAUGAAUUCCGUGUUCGUUGGCAAUCGUCAUUGCUAUUGCUUUUGUCGAUGGAGCGGAUGGACGAGGAUCGCACAGCAUACAGUCGUCACUCACCAGUCGUUUGGUCUGGCAUAGCAACACCGGCUCACUGCAGGAAGCUGUGCAGAUUGUAGAUGUAACGUCGCGGACCUGGGGUAUGACCGUAGACCAACGUCAAAGCAGCAGC
This is a messenger RNA of Aspergillus japonicus CBS 114.51, 511 nucleotides long. RefSeq lists its product as uncharacterized. The transcript has a single exon. Bases 148 to 420 code for a protein of 90 amino acids. Lineage: Eukaryota; Fungi; Ascomycota; Eurotiomycetes; Eurotiales; Aspergillaceae. The record is from RefSeq and is a predicted model, not a curated record.